Puccinia triticina is the source of this 351-nucleotide messenger RNA. RefSeq lists its product as uncharacterized. The record is from RefSeq and is a predicted model, not a curated record. NCBI's taxonomy places the organism in Eukaryota, Fungi, Basidiomycota, Pucciniomycetes, Pucciniales, Pucciniaceae. Bases 1 to 351 code for a protein of 116 amino acids. The transcript is spliced from 3 exons.
AUGCAACUGCUGCAUCUCAUCUCCGUAUUCUCAGCCAUAGCCCUUGCUGUCAUAUCUGCCGACGUGGGGAACCCCUCACCCAACGACGGCUUCAAGUGUAAUAACGAAACCGCUAAUAAUCAACCUGCGACCGUGGCCUACUGCGGCAGUCCGGACAACGCUAAAAAUCCUACCUCAUUUACUAAAUUCUUCCCGGCAAAUGAGGUUGGACGCUCGCCAGUGGAUCAUUAUACAUGUGUGGCUGUAGGUCUCACCCUGUUCAAAUAUUGCUGUGCACCCGAUAAAUUGGGACAGACUUCCGGUAACCCACCAUCGCUCGAAAAAGUAAACCAGUAUUGCAAGAAGAUGUGA